AUGUCGGGCUGGGACGCUUAUAUCAACACUAUGACUGAGGCGUCACCUGCCAUUAAGCGUGCUGCUAUCGUCGGUAGCGCUGACGGCUCUGUUUGGGCUCGCACUCAGAAUGGAAAUACGUUCGCGGCUACGGAUGCUGAACUUAAGAAAUUCGUCUCCCUCUUUGACAAUCUCGCUGACGUUCCAGCUCACGGUGUAGAUCUCGAAGACAUCCAUUACAUCGUCCCUCGUACGGAGGAGAAUCUUAUAUUUGGUAAGAAGGACAAAAGCGGAUUCUUUGCAGCGAAGACGAAAUCUGCUGUUCUUAUCGCUGUUUAUGAGGGUGAGAAUCAAGUAUCUGCACAAGUGCGCACCUCCGUUGAGAAGCUCGCCAAAUAUCUAGAAGAGAUUGGCUAUUAG
This is a messenger RNA of Necator americanus (New World hookworm), 399 nucleotides long. RefSeq lists its product as uncharacterized. The record is from RefSeq and is a predicted model, not a curated record. Gene Ontology annotation, cellular component: cell cortex. Gene Ontology annotation, molecular function: actin monomer binding. The coding region runs from base 1 to 399 and encodes 132 amino acids. The transcript has a single exon. Lineage: Eukaryota; Metazoa; Nematoda; Chromadorea; Rhabditida; Ancylostomatidae.